This is a messenger RNA of Syngnathus acus (greater pipefish), 5572 nucleotides long. RefSeq names its product cGMP-dependent 3',5'-cyclic phosphodiesterase (gene pde2a). Gene Ontology annotation, biological process: regulation of mitochondrion organization; positive regulation of gene expression; negative regulation of receptor guanylyl cyclase signaling pathway. Gene Ontology annotation, cellular component: synaptic membrane; mitochondrial inner membrane; perinuclear region of cytoplasm. The transcript has 31 exons. The record is from RefSeq and is a predicted model, not a curated record. Lineage: Eukaryota; Metazoa; Chordata; Actinopteri; Syngnathiformes; Syngnathidae. Gene Ontology annotation, molecular function: protein homodimerization activity; 3',5'-cGMP-stimulated cyclic-nucleotide phosphodiesterase activity; 3',5'-cyclic-AMP phosphodiesterase activity. Bases 1564 to 4407 code for a protein of 947 amino acids.
AUAAAAUGUACAUGCAUAAUAAUUUGGAGCAUGGUUUGCAAUUUCAAUGACAUUUUUUACAAGGACUAUUACAAAAAAACGGAUUAUCUGGAUGAGAUGUCAAAUUGUGUGACUGAGUGCAUCAGGCUGCCGUUAAUAUAGCUCCACCAUUAUGUAGAUUAGCCCUUUUCCCCUGAGUGCACCUUCACCAUUUAGAGCUUUCAUUCGCAGAAAUGUUUAUGGGAGAACACACACGCACGUGCACACACACACGUUUGUACAUCUGCACUUUCAAUCAUUGUUUUGUGUGUGUGUUCCUCAUGACAAACACACAUUUGUGAUGACAUGUUGAUUUAGUUCAACUAAUCACAUGCACAGUUAUGCAUGCACGGCCCACCCCCUGACACAAAUACACACACACAAACACACGCACGCACACACACCAAGGUUAUUCACUGUUUUUUAGGUCCAUGCUAAUUAAGGUCUCCUGCACUGUGGUUUGGGGUGAGUGAGUGAGUGAGUGAGUGAGUGAGUGAGUGAGUGAGUGAGUGAGUGAGUGAGUGAGUGAGUGAAUUUUUGAGCAGCAGCACCAGCUGCUUGUUUUGAAUGAAAGCCUUGUGAUCAGUGCUCUCUUCAGAUGAAGUAUUUAAUUCCUGAAGGAGGGCAGAAGAAGAUGGACACACAGUCCAUCUAUAAACAGGCGUCCUCUUGAAGGUGUAUGUGUGCACACUAUCAUUUGAUACGAUGAACUAAGAGCGACACUGUUUAGCUUUGUGUUUCCUGCUUGGAGCCAACACACGCUGGUGUUCUGGAAAAACAUUUCAUAAGAAGCAGUCACAGAAAGACUCUUACCUUAACAUGAGAGUGCACCAGCAUGAUCUGCAAUCAUUGUAAUUGGUGCACUUGUAGGAAUUAUACAGACAAUCUGGAAAUCGUCAUUUCUCUGAACACUGUAGCAAUGCUGAGAAAUUUGGCCCGGGGGGAUUUGUAGUCUAGUGGUUUGCAUAUGCAGGCUCAUUUCCUGGCCGAUGCCCCAUUCGCAGUUGCCCUGCAAUACUGGCAGUGAGCUGUCUGUCUCUCAGCUUAUGUAAACUGGAAAUUGCUCUUGAUCCCCCUGCAAGCUUGAACAGGAUAGCCAACCUAAAAAAUGUUCUGCCUUGAUUCUGGGGUAUUGAGUAAUGGUGGUUCUAUUGAUGGCAAUUAUUAAGCCAUUAUUUGAAAAUUCUCAGGAAGGCUUUUCCCAGGUGUGUGGGUUCUUCCCUGCAUGACAUUGUCGCCGGUGCAUGUGUGUUGAUGGCUAUCCAGCUGGAACAACAACAAGAAAGUGAAACACGGGCAAGGUUGAUGGAGGCAGUAAGACCCUGAGGAUGAGCAGAGCGAUGGGGGUGGGAGGAGGAGGAGGUGGCAAGAGGAGGAGGAGAGAGCGCGCGUUCACUCUGAGCUUUGCGAGCCGCUGCUCGUGGUGUCAGUGCACUAGUGUGUGUUCCAGCCUGCUGCUGCGAGUGCGAGCAUCACCGCGUCGCCGCGUGCGCCAAUGCGUGUGUGACCCCGGCGCUCUCUCUGCGUACGACAGGUGGAGAUGACAUGACCGCGUUCGAGAGGCAGAAGGGGAAGGACCUACGAGGUCAGCAAGUGUUACUGCGUCCGGAGGAGAGUUCUGCUCCUAGCCUGACAAGCAGACAGUCCACCACGUUUUCUGAACAGGUCCAGGAUGCUCUGCUGCAGCUGGCAGCCGUUGUCGAUGUGCGCUCGCUGCGAGUGGCCCUUCGAGAUGGCGUACAGACGCUGUUACCCCACACGGAGUGUGUAUGUGUGUACACACUAGAUGGAAACUCAAGGUUGCUGUCGGACGACCCGCCGCACGAGCUGCCACAGGAGGGCAAGAUCAGGAGUGUUGUCGAGCAGCUGAAGCGAUGUCAGUGUGCCGGCUUUCCCUCAUCGGAAGUGCCCGAAAAAUACAAAACUUCUCUUGCAGCCCCACUAAAGGCACACCAAAGAGCUGUUGUUAUUCCUAUCUUGGAUCAAGAGCGGACCAAGGCCAUCGCUGUCUUACUGGUGGGCUGUAGUCCUCUCUCCGAUCAAGAUGAAGCGCAUCUUAGCACGCUGGAAAAACAUGCCUCGGUGGCAUGCGUCCGCGUCCAUCUGGUUCAGGCGUCCUACCAGAGGCCCCCACUCAGCCCCUCUCCCAUUCAAUCCCACAAUGCACUGCUACACCUCAAUGUCUCGGACCAGGACUACAGCGAGUUGGACCGCAACAUCCUCCAACUUUGUGGUGAGCUUUAUGACCUUGACGCAGCGUCUCUCCAGCUCAAAGUCAUCAAUUAUCUGCAGCAGCAGACUCGGUCACAAUGUUGUUGUCUGCUGUUAGUGUCUGAGGACAACCACCAGCUUUUUUGCCAGGUAGUCGGAGACAAAGUUCUGGAGGAGGAGAUCAGUUUCCCGCUGAUGUUUGGACGUUUCGGUCAGGUUGUCGAGAAGAAGAAGCCAAUUACGCUUCAAGACAUCAGUGCUGAGGAGCGUAGGCAGCUGUCCAGUAUGUUGGCCUGUGAGAUCUCCUCCAUGCUGUGCGUCCCCGUUGUGAGCAGGGCUACGGGCCAAGUGGUGGCUCUGGCGUGCGCCUUCAACAAGCAGGGUGGACAGAGACACACGGAGGCGGACGAGUACGCCAUCCAACACUGUUUCUGCUACACUUCAACGGUCCUCACCUCAACUUUGGCCUUCCAGAAGGAACAGAAACUGAAAGUAGAAUGCCAGGCACUCUUGCAAGUGGCCAAAAAUCUCUUCACACACUUGGAUGAUGUGUCAGUGCUCUUACAGGAAAUUAUAGUGGAGGCCAGGAACCUCAGUGAUGCAGAGAUCUGUUCGGUGUUCUUGCUGGAUCGCCAUAGCCACGAGUUAGUGGCCAAAGUGUUUGACGGUGGUGUGGUUAGUGAUGAAGAGAAGGAAUUCCGUAUCCCAGCAGAUCAGGGUAUUGCAGGCCAUGUGGCGACCACAGGUCAAAUCCUGAACAUUAAGGACGCCUACUCCCAUCCUCUUUUCUAUCGUGGUGUGGACGACAGUACCGGUUUCAGGACUCGCAACAUCCUCUGCUUCCCCAUCAAAGAUGAGAACGAUGAGGUGAUCGGGGUUGCUGAGUUGGUGAAUAAAAUGAACGGGCCGUGGUUCAACCGCUUUGAUGAGGAUUUGGCCACGGCUUUUUCCAUCUACUGUGGUAUUAGCAUUGCCCAUUCGUUGCUGUACAAGAAGGUCCAUGAAGCACAGUUCAGAUCUCACCUGGCCAAUGAAAUGAUGAAGUACCAUAUGAAGCUUUCAGAGGACGAGGUGUGUAAACUGCUGGUAGUAGGAAUUGAGCCGGUAAAGAAGAUCCAUCCUUGCUUUGCUGAGUUCACCUACACGCCGCGCUCGCUACCUGAUGACACCACACCGAUGUGUGUCCUCAGCAUGUUUGAAGACAUGGGUUUCAUCAACACGUACAAGAUCGAUAGGCAGACUCUUGCCAGGUUUUGUUUAAUGGUCAAGAAAGGUUACAGGGACCCGCCCUACCACAAUUGGAUGCACGCAUUCUCUGUCUCCCACUUCUGCUACCUGCUCUACAAAAACCUUGGGCUAUCCAACUACCUCGAGGAUAUAGAGAUUUUAGCUCUCUUUGUCUCCUGUCUGUGCCAUGACCUGGAUCAUCGCGGGACCAACAAUUCAUUCCAAGUGGCCUCGCAAUCUGUGCUGGCUGCUCUCUACAGCUCAGAGGGAUCUGUGAUGGAGAGACAUCAUUUUGCACAGGCCAUUGCCAUUCUGAAUACUCAAGGCUGUAACAUUUUUGAGAAGUUCUCCAGAAAGGAUUACCAGCGCAUGCUCGACUUGAUGAGGGAAAUCAUUCUGGCUACAGACCUGGCUCAUCACCUUCGCAUAUUCAGAGACUUACAGAAGAUGGCUGAUGAUGGCUAUGAUCCUAAAAGCAGUACCCACCACUCCUUGCUGCUGUGCCUGCUGAUGACAUCAUGUGACCUGUCAGACCAAACCAAGGGCUGGAAAACCACUCGCAAGAUUGCUGAACUUAUCUAUAAAGAAUUCUUCUCUCAAGGAGAUCUGGAAAAAGCCAUGGGGAACAGGCCCAGUGAGAUGAUGGACAGAGAAAAAGCAUACAUCCCAGAACUACAGAUCAGCUUCAUGGAGCACAUCGCCAUGCCCAUUUACAAGCUGCUGUCUGAACUACUUCCUGGGGCCACUGAGCUCUACGAAAGAGUGGCGGCGAAUCGAGAGCAGUGGACCAAAGUGUCCCACAAGUUCACCAUCCGGGGGUUGCCUAGCAACAACAGCCUAGACUUCUUGGACCAGGAAUAUGAGCUACUGCAGUCCCAGGGCGCUUUCGGGAGCGACCACCUCUGCCUUAACGGCUGCCUUGACGAUUGUGAAGGGGGGCACGGACAGUGACACUAGUAGCCCAUCUUCAGGGUCAUGAAGUUGUUUUUUUUGUGGUCCAAUAAAGAGGCUGAGGACAGCUUUUAGUGGCCUGAGAGGGAGGAGGUCGGUCACUUUGAAGCUUAGCAGCCAUGCAGGACGGACAGAACAACAUUUCUAAAAAAUAAUCCAAUGAGACGAUCGAUCGGAAACGUCUGAAGUGGUUUUUGGUGAUCACAUGCUUCAUGUUGCUCAUGUGCCCAGUUCUUGAGCGCAGAAGUCGGUGCAGUGACAACUUCAACGAGAUGUUUUACAAGUUCAUACGUGCAGUACUCAUCCUGAUUAAGAUUGUACAAACACAAUGACACACAUGAACGUCUGUCUUUACAGAAACCUUCGGGGGGGAUAUGUUGUCAUGCAAACAUAAAGUGCUUAUUAUUUGAGUGUCAUGUUCCAUGAUGGUGGAUAUUGAUUUGAAUCACAGCGUUGUUCGCACACAAGCGACUGCCAUCAAUUUAAGAAUGCUUGUGAAGUUGUUGUUUUUUUACGUCACUAUUAAUUUAUUCAAAAUGACAACGCAGUCUAUGUUUCCAUAUAAUAGGAAUAUUUUUAUAUUGAAUAGUUGGAAUUAAAUAAUAGAGCAUUUCAUUCCUACAUUGCCACAAAAAUCCACAAGGGCAAUUUGCUUCGACUUCUCAAGCCUUUGGGCAAAACAGGUUGACAAUCACUCCCCUACUACCGUCAUAGUACAUUAAAAAAAAAAUGAAAUUCAAACGCUACCACAAUUUAUUUAAUAAUGUCUUCACCAUCACUUGCCAACUUUUUUCUUACUAUCCUCCCAAAAUCAAUAUAGAUGAUAAAGCCCUUUAAACGAUCCAUCCCACCUGUCGUGUAAAUGAGCCAUAGCUGAGUGUGCUCCACCAAGUGUGUCAUAUGGAUCUGCCUUAUUGUGCAUCUUUGCUGCCUUUCUUAGAGCUUUUAAUAUAUACCAACUGAAACAUAAGAGCCUGUUUAUUAUUGUGUAUUUGUUAUAGGCAUAGCUUGACUAUCAGUGUGUUGACGGAAGGACCACCACACUCAAGACAAUGUAGAUUUGUGAAAUAACCUUUGUAAAGACAGUUGUCAUUUCACCUGUUUUGGUUUCAAAUAUCAAGUCAUCAUUUGGCUGUUAUUACUGGUCAAGUGUUGUCAGUGAGGU